Molecule: messenger RNA, 570 nt
Organism: Trichomonas vaginalis G3
Lineage: Eukaryota; Parabasalia; Trichomonadida; Trichomonadidae
Exons: 1
Source: RefSeq, a predicted model, not a curated record
AUGCCAUUCAUUGUAAAUGGUGAAGUUGUCAUGAAGAACGACACAACAGUAUAUAAGUCUGUUCAUGAAGCGUUAGAAUAUAUGUUGAAUUAUAAUCCCGAAAGAUUUGACCCAAGCACUACGCCAUGUACAAUGCCCUUUAUUAAGGACGGUGAAAUCGUAAGAGUUCCGGAUUCAACGGUUUAUACUGCUGUUCAAAACAGUUUACAAAACAUUUUAGCGAAUAUCUUUAAUUCAGAAACUACAGAAAUAAAAUUACCAUAUAUAACAGAUGCUAAAGAAAUUAAAUCAAAAACGACAACAUUAUUUACGUCACUUAAUGAUUUAAUGACUUAUAUCAUUAAUAUUCCUGCACCAACUACAGCAUUUGAUCCAAACUCGACGGUUUGCAGUGUACCUUUCAUUAACGACAGUUCAUUAAUUGCUUUAAGGGAUUCGACAGUAAAUGAAUCAUUAAAGGCGUCAUUAAUGAAAAUCAUUGAUUUUAACUCAUUCAUGAAUACAUAUAAUUCAUUCAUUAAUGUUUCAUAUGCUUCUAAAGAAGGUGAGCCAAAAACUAUCAAUAAAGCG